Messenger RNA from Coniosporium apollinis CBS 100218, 1590 nucleotides. RefSeq lists its product as uncharacterized. The transcript is spliced from 3 exons. Gene Ontology annotation, molecular function: protein binding. The record is from RefSeq and is a predicted model, not a curated record. Lineage: Eukaryota; Fungi; Ascomycota; Dothideomycetes. Gene Ontology annotation, biological process: signal transduction. Bases 1 to 1590 code for a protein of 529 amino acids.
AUGGCAUACAAGCCUACAUACCACGAGGACUCGGACGCCGACGACGAGUAUGAGCGCAGCGUCUUCACCUCUCCAACCUUGCCCGCAGACUUCGAGUCCUCGCCCACGGACUCGGGACCACCCUCCACAGAGCAUACGCCGACCACAUUUACACAUUCUGGGGAGAGCCAUGGCUCGCCAACCGGCGUCAUAACCCAGUGGACGGCGGGGCAGUGUGCGGAUUUCAUAACUAGUUUGGGACUGGGACAGUACGCGGACAACUUCAUAGAGGAGGGCGUUACUGGCGAGGAGUUGAUUGUGCUGCAGCACGCAGAUCUGAAAGAGAUGGGCGUGAGCAGCGUGGGCCACCGCCUUACCAUCCUGGGGCGUGUGUACGAGGCGAAAGUCAAACACAAUGUGCGCAUAGAACCGGACCACUACGUACCCCUCUCCGCCGAUGCAGCCGCUCAGGAGCUAGCGCCCACUCAAGAUGAUAUCGCUCGUAUCAUCCGCAUCAUAGAGGAUCGAGACAAGAGAAUACACAGCGCAGAGGCAGAGUUGCGAAUUCUGAAAGAAGACCUAACCCGAGUUGCCGAAGAGAACCGAAAGCUGCGAGAAGACCAUCUGACAGUAGCACGAAUGGUCAAGGACCGAUCUCAGCCCCUGCCAACACCGGAUCGAGGAGACGAGGAACAAACGAAGGAGCGAAGCGGAACCGGCCUCUCGCGAAAAUUCUCCACCAAGAACUUCUUCCUCAGCGGCUCCGGCCCCAAGCAGCCUUCGCCCACCAUCCACGAAGGCCGCACUCUAACCGACAGCUCCUCCCUGGACCCCUCCGCCGCCGCACUGGCCGCCUCGUCGCACCUUACCGCCUCGAUAAGCGGCGGGGUCCCACCCGCAACUACACCGCACACACACACUCACGCGCAGCCGUCGCCAACCUCGCCCGCCUACAACACAACAUCCGCGUCCGCACAGUCUCGCUCUUUCCCCCGAGAUGGCCCGGCCUCGCGCUCGCACACAGCGGACGACUACAACAGCUACACCUCGAGCUACUCGAACGCCUCGACGCUUAUCGGAGACCGCGAAACCCGCGACCUGCGUACCGCGACCCCGGCGCCGCUCUCCUCGCGGCCCCUUCGCAGCGCCAACACCUCCACCACCGCCGGCAACAGCGGACCCACAUCCGCGCCCACAGACGCGGCCCCCGACCCGCCCAACUCCGGCGGCCUCGGCCCACCAGCCCCCUACUCCUCCGCAGCCUCGAUCGCGCCCUCGACAGCCACAAACCCGCAAGUCGAGAUCUUCAAGUCGUUCCGCGUGUCCAUCGAUGACCCGUGCCACAAGGUCCUCCCCGUCGCGCUCAAGAAAUACAACAUCACGGCCGACUGGCGCCAGUAUGCGCUCUACAUUGUGCACGGCGACCAGGAGCGGUGUCUAGGAUUGAACGAGAGGCCGUUGAUUCUGUUCAAGCAGCUGGAUAAGGAGGGCAGGAAGCCGAUGUUUAUGUUGCGGAAACAUGCGAGUCCGAUGGACGUCGGGCAUGUGAGUACGAUUGCCGGGGGUGGGGGCGGUGGCGGGGUGGUUAAUUUGCCGGGGGGUGUGCUGUAG